This is a messenger RNA of Symbiodinium natans, 1881 nucleotides long. The record is from the annotation of a GenBank genome assembly. NCBI's taxonomy places the organism in Eukaryota, Dinophyceae, Suessiales, Symbiodiniaceae.
AUGGAUUGGCAGGAGAAGGAUGUCACCGACUGGGCCAAGGAGUCUUUGCAAGACAUCCUUGCGGAUGCGCUGAAGGAUCCGGUGCGGUCAGAGGUGGUGCGAACACCGUGGGCUUUCCUCGAAGUCCACGUGCUCCGCACAGAAGUCAGCGGGGAAGCCAGCCUUUGUGGUCGCAGGUCUCAGGCAGUGCUUCAGUAUGACUUGGACCUCGGCGCACAGCUGGAGAUCUUCAAGGCCACUCGCUUCUACGGCGAAGACGGGCACUCCCCAGAGGGGCGCUCGCAGCGCUGGCCCGGCGUGCUACGAAUCCCGGGCUUCGAGCCCGGGGUGCGGCCAGAGGUGCAGGUUCAGUUUGACGACCCGCAGAGCGAGGUGGCCGGCGAGGUUACCUGGUUUUUGCAAGAAGGCCUUGGUGCAAGGCUGCUGCAGCAGGCAUUGGAGAGGUGGCAGGCUGCAGCCAGACGAAGGUUCGGUGCACAGGAUCACUCGCUUCCCGAGUCCUUGGAGAGCGUCAGGUCCUGGAUGUCUGCAGAUGCGAUGCUCAUGGCCAGCCAGAGCCGAACGCGGAAGCAGGAGAUCGCUGCGAGACCUGCGAAGAGCGCGCCCAGACGAAAGGAGGAGGGCGAGGGCGAGGGGAGAAGGAAGGAGCGAAGAUCGCAGCUUCCAGAACCUCGGGAGACGCUCCCUUCGCCCGUGCGCGCCGAGCGCCUUCACGAGGCCAUCCGGAGCCGAAACUAUGCCGAGGCUUUUGGGCUCUUGGACCCAAGCAUCCUGAGCAUGCCCACUUCGGAGGAAGGCCUCUCCCUCGUCCACUCUGCCGUGCUCAGCAAUUCGGCAGACAUGCUGACGCUCGUCCUUCAGGCCGGCGCCGAGCUGGCGCCCAGAGAUUUGCUGGGGCGGACACCCCUUCUCAUGGCCCUCAAGAAGGGAAGCUUUGAGUUGUCCAAGUGCCUCCUGGAAGCUGGCGCCCUGGAGGCUGAAGAGGCUGCGGAGGGUUCACUGGUGGACAGGCUUAGCCAGUCCCUGGACCUCCGCAGCGCCCCGGAGCUCUUUGAGCUCGUGGAUACCAAGGAGCGGCCGAGGCGGCAAGGCCAGGCCUUGCUGCGCGCCCUCAAGCAGCGCGAUGCCAGGACUGCCGAGGCUGCGCUGGAGGCCGGGGCGGACCCGUCCUUGGCCGAAGGUGGCGAGCAGCCCUUGCACCUGCUGGCCAAGACCAAGUGGCGUGAGGAAUCAUCCAUGCGACUGGAGGUCCACAGGGUGGCAAGGAAGCUGGUGCAGGCCCGAGCGGAUGUGAACGCCGGUAACACCCGCUCUGAGACGCCGCUGCUCUUUGCAGCGCACCGUGGCGACGAGCCUUUGGUGCAGUUGCUGCUGGAGCUGCGAGCCGAUCCAGCAGCGGCCAAUGAGGAAGGCAGCACGGCCCUGAUGUUUGCGGCGCAUGGCGGGCACGAAGACGUCUGCAGGAUGCUCCUGGAGGCCUAUGCACCCCCAGGCAUUCGGAACUGUCACGGGCUCACCGCGGAGGAGAUGGCCACAAAGCGAGGCUUUCGCAAGCUUGGCGCUUUCAUUGCUGCGCACGUCUUGGCACCGCCGAGCCCUGGCAAAGUGGCACCCAAGAGGUGCGCUGACGCCUUUGUGAGUGCCGAGGACGCAGCCAGGCAGGAGGAGUUCACCGAGCAGGUGCUGGCUGCUUUGAGACCUCCAGAGGCACUCCCAGCACCCUGCAAAGUUGGCCAGGUGCGGAGCUUUGACCACAGCAAGUGGGACCGCAUUGUCGAGGACUUGGAGCGCCGCGAGGAGGUGGAGGACCGUCGAGACGGCUUGGCCAAGCAGCCCGAGUACGUCUGGAAGAACGGUGUCAAGAUGCGUGUGAUGCUCUAA